Messenger RNA from Humulus lupulus (European hop), 1406 nucleotides. Its product is annotated as deSI-like protein At4g17486. Gene Ontology annotation, biological process: protein deubiquitination. The transcript is spliced from 4 exons. The record is from RefSeq and is a predicted model, not a curated record. Gene Ontology annotation, molecular function: deubiquitinase activity. Bases 380 to 1123 code for a protein of 247 amino acids. Lineage: Eukaryota; Viridiplantae; Streptophyta; Magnoliopsida; Rosales; Cannabaceae.
UUUGGUUAUAAUUUCUAAAACUUGAUGAUCUCUUUUUGGUCAUUUGCUCUUUCUCUUUCUUUAUUGGGUUUGAUAAAGGGACAGUAGCUUCUCUUCUCUUCUCUUCUGUACUUCUGUUCUUGGCCAAGCCAGCUUUCAUUUUUGUCAGACACAGCCUGAAUCUACGUGUGGGUUUCAGUCCCAACCCACGCCCAAUACCAUUUUCAUUUUGAACUCAACUACUGCUCUCUUUUGAGCUUUGGAAGAAGAAAUGGAAAUGGUUGCCGCCUCCCUUCUUUCUCCACGAAGACCCAGUUUCUCUCUUCUCUGAUGGCUCUCGUUCUCGCUCUUCUAAGAGGUUGGAACUAGGUACUCAUCAAUUCCUGGUUUCACCUUCAGCAUGAAAUUGGGAUCGAAGAAUGGCUGGCAUUCUAUUGUGCCUCUUUGCUUAAAAGGCAAAUCGUCUACCCAUUUUUGCAUGUUUCCAAAAGUGAAGGCAGCAGGCUAUGGUCCGCGAGAUGCACCUGUCUAUCUAAACGUGUAUGACUUGACUCCUGUAAAUGGCUACGUCUAUUGGGCAGGCAUUGGAAUCUUUCAUUCUGGGUUGGAAGUUCACGGUGUGGAAUAUGCCUUUGGCGCCCAUGACUACCCAACAAGUGGUGUCUUUGAAGUUGACCCUCGACAAUGCCCUGGUUUUAAGUUUAGGAAGUCAAUUUUUUUGGGCACAACAUGCCUGGAUCCUAUCCAGGUAAGAGAUUUUAUGGAACGCCAAUCUGCAAAUUACAAUGGUGAUACAUAUCAUUUGAUAGUCAAGAACUGCAACCAUUUCUGCGAGGAUAUAUGUUACAAGCUGACCGGAAACAGAAUUCCCAAAUGGAUAAAUCGACUUGCAAGGAUAGGUUCAUUGUGCAACUGCAUUCUCCCAGAGGCCCUUAAGGUUUCCGCUGUCCGACAUGACCCCAAUUCCGAGGAACUCGACAAUGAAAAGAAGAAACUGAGAAGUGCCUUCAGUUGCUUUUCAUCAAUAUCAAUGCCUCAGAAAGAAGUAUCAAUGUCAUCCUUGUUUCUACAUUCUCACUAUAAAGGUUGCCUACCGCCAUGGGAGCUGAAAAGGUCUAAAAAUGGGUCAGUGAAGGAAAAGUAAGAGCCUUUCUUAUUAAUAUACCCAUCAUUGCUUUCCCGCUGAAAGAACAAGAAACCCACUUUCAGCAACAUUGAACCACUGAGGAACGUUAGUUUCAUCUUCCACUACCCUGUAAAAUGACAAAAUUGUGCUGUUGUUUUGACUUGGAGUGUAAAAACUGGUGACCCUUUUCCACCCAUGCUAACAAGUCUCAAUCGUCGUUUGUCAUCUCUGUAAGAUUUAAGAUUUGUAAUGUGAAUUUUAGAUAAUUAUUGAAUUGUUUUUCCAUGUGCAAAUACAAAAA